UUGGGAGAUUGGCCGUGUUGCCUCUUAGGAUUUGUAGUUCCCAGGCUGAUAGACAACGAGUGACAAAACUCUAAUUAGUCUUUAGGGGAGAAGGGAGGAGCAUAAUCCUCAGUGCGACGCCGGUUCAAAUUCCUCGGAUCCACCUCUCACUCGGAAAGAGAAGGGGUUAGAAGGCAGGCCCGAACUGGGCAGCACGACGUCACGCUGACGCAGGCGUGGCCCUGCCCGACACGAUUUGGCGGGAUUUCCGAAAGUCGCCGUUCGCCGCGCGCUAGUGUUGGAGCCGAGACUUUUCUUGGUGGAGAGCAGAAAACUGAGCAAAGGAGUUGUAAAGCCGCCAGUGUUGGGCGCGUAGCCAGCGGGCCAAGGCAGAGUAGCGCGGUGAUCCAGAACCAGUAGAUAAGGAGGUCUUUCUGGCCCCUACAGUAUUUCCCUAGUGUUUAUGGCCAUCUGUGUUUUUUAGUAAUGGCCAUGCAGAUGCAGCUGGAAGCAAGUGCAGACACUUCAGUGGAUGAAGAAAGCUUUGGCCCACAGCCUAUUUCACGUUUGGAGCAAUGUGGCAUAAAUGCCAAUGAUGUGAAGAAAUUAGAAGAAGCUGGAUUCCAUACUGUGGAAGCUGUUGCCUAUGCACCAAAGAAGGAGUUAAUAAAUAUAAAGGGAAUUAGUGAAGCCAAAGCUGAUAAAAUUCUGGCUGAGGCAGCUAAAUUAGUUCCAAUGGGUUUUACCACUGCAACUGAAUUCCACCAAAGGCGAUCAGAGAUCAUACAGAUUACUACUGGGUCCAAAGAGCUAGACAAACUACUUCAAGGUGGAAUUGAGACUGGAUCUAUCACAGAAAUGUUUGGAGAAUUUCGAACUGGGAAGACUCAAAUCUGUCACACACUGGCUGUUACAUGCCAGCUUCCCAUUGACCGAGGUGGAGGUGAAGGAAAGGCCAUGUACAUCGAUACCGAGGGUACCUUUAGGCCAGAACGACUCCUAGCAGUGGCUGAGAGAUAUGGUCUCUCUGGCAGUGAUGUCUUGGAUAAUGUUGCGUAUGCUCGUGGGUUCAACACAGACCACCAGACCCAGCUCCUUUAUCAAGCAUCAGCAAUGAUGGUCGAGUCCAGGUAUGCACUGCUUAUUGUAGACAGUGCCACCGCUCUGUACAGAACAGACUACUCAGGUCGAGGAGAGCUCUCAGCCAGGCAGAUGCACUUGGCCAGGUUUCUUCGGAUGCUUUUGCGACUUGCUGAUGAGUUUGGAGUAGCUGUGGUAAUCACUAACCAGGUGGUAGCCCAAGUGGAUGGAGCAGCCAUGUUUGCUGCAGACCCUAAAAAACCUAUUGGAGGAAACAUCAUUGCUCAUGCAUCAACAACCAGGCUGUACCUGAGGAAAGGAAGAGGGGAAACCAGAAUCUGCAAGAUCUACGACUCUCCCUGUCUUCCUGAAGCUGAAGCCAUGUUUGCCAUCAAUGCAGAUGGAGUGGGAGAUGCCAAAGACUGAAUCAUUGUUUUUCAUUUUUCCUGUGAUAAAAAUUAAGUGCUGUAGCCUGAUGCAAAGGACUGCUCCCUGGAGUUCUUCAGGCCUCUUCCUGUUAGGACUGCAGUACCGGGCUUCUGGAACAACAGCUAUUGUGUCAGCUUUUCUGAUGCUGUAAACAGGAGACAGGUCAGUACUCACAGACUGAUCUGUUUAUUCCUCCCGGUGUUCAUCUCUGGGAUUUCUUUGAUGUUUGGAGAAGUAUGAAUGCCUUUGACACAGUGCCUUGGGACUGACUCAGGUCUGACAGCUUUCUACUGGACAGCCUUAGGUCUCCAGAACUACCACUGGGGAGAUCUGACUUCACUUCUGAAUAACCAUAAAGUUUAUGCCUGAGAUCUAUGGCUAAGGGAAUAGGAAAUGGCUUUCUUCACAGAUUCUUUUUCUCUAUCAGUGAAACUCCCAGCAAUCAGAAGCAAGUUUUAAAGUUGUAUAGCUGAACUCCCAGGUGAAAACUUGUUUUUUGGUUAUGGAGUCUUACACAAGGUCUACUGGGCCAUCAUCCCUUCAUCAGCUUUCUUGAUUUUUUUUUUUUUUUUUUUUUUGUGCUAAAACUAACUGUAAUCCUGGAAUCUGAAGCAUUCAGAGGUUAAGGAGAUUUGGGGUGAGGCUGCUAAUAUAGUUACUUAGAGCCAAUAUACACUUUGUAGCAGUUAUUUUAGUACAAAAUGAAUACGUCAAGAUAGGGUUACUAUAAUAUCUUUAUCACGGAGUACCGAUCAGUUUUCUGUUGCUUUAAGAUUUAAAAACUGGUCAGACGUUCCUGUAAUUCCAGGCUGAAGCAGGAGGAUUGCUGUAAGUUGAGGCCAGUAUGGGAUACACAGUGAGUUCAAGGCCAGCCUGAACUACAUAGCAGUACCCUGUCUUCCCUCCACCCCUCUCAAAAACAAGGUUUGAAAAUUGAAAAGGAAGACCUGCCUUCACAUGAUUGAGCAUGUAUUCUUUUUUGCAAUGGAAAGUGUUACCUAACUGAUCUAUCAUAGAUUCCCUGUGGCCUUUGAUUUUUUUUGUUUAACAAGGGAUCUCUGUGUUGCUUAGGUUGGUCUUAAAGUCCUAAAUUCCAGGUAUCCUGCCUUAGCCUUCAGAAUGUUGGAAUUAUAGGCAUAUGCCACUGCCCCCAUCUAUGGCCUCUGUAAGUCUUAUGUUGAAGUGUGGCACUUUUCCGUAUCAUCCUACUUUGGAAGUUUGAAAUACUUUUCUUCUUCCCCUUCAUACUUCUACUUAUUUACUUCCCCUUCUAUCGAUUUUAACCAGCUCUUUCAGUUUCAAAGGCCCUCUUAGCUAGUAUCGGGAAGAGGGGCACUGAAGGUUUGCUGCUGCUGCAGAUGUUGAUCCCCCCUAUAUGUGGGGAGACAAGAAAGACACAAAGUUAACUUAAUGCAGCUUUGUUUUAAAAGCAGCUCUGUUCUCUGGCUAGGUCAUGGUGGUUACACAUUUUAAUCCCAGACACUCACAGAGGCUGAGCCAUCUUCACAUCCAACCAUCUAGAAAAUUUACCUAGCUUUGGGCAACAAAAAUGAUUUUACUCAAGGUCUCUUUGUUUGCAUAAACUUCGGUUGCUAUAAUAAAGGCACAUGACAGAUUCUAGAGUAAAAGAUUGGUUCUUAUGUAAGAGUAUCUCAAGAUAGUUAAGUGACUUAGUCCUAGAUGCUUGCCUUAAUCUUCCUUGUUAGGCCUCAUGUUAUUGGUGCUAAAAAUGAGCUAGGAGGGACAGGGGCGCUUGUUACAACAGGCCUUAUUUAGGGUAAAAUCAACCUAUGUAAACUUCACACACAACUGAAUUUUUCACUGAUCAGAGUUUUAACCAAAGAGCUUUUUUUAGUCUAACAAAGUAUUUGGAACAUCUUUUUCUACUAUCUUCAGUUGCCUCUAUAGGAUGAAACAAUCAGAACUGCAAAUAAGAGUUGAUAACUAAAACAGAAAGGAUAACAUUGUUUCUAAUUAAAUCCAUUUUAUUUCAGUCAUGUACCAAAAUAUAUUCCAGGCAACUCUUCAGACCACUGUUUCACAGUAUCAUAAACUGUGCCACUGCUGUCAUUCCAAAAACUGCCAGAAUACUGGAGUCAAGUGGUCCAGCCCCUUGCUUACCCCAGGCGUACAGGUAGAAUCCAAACAGGUAAUAAAUGGGCUCCUCUGACCUCUCUGUGUCCUACUAGGCAGGGUGUGAUCUUAGGGCUAGAUGUAUGUCAAAUAUUAAUGAGUGAAAAACAUUAGAAUGACAGGUUCUGUGCCUUGUUUCUGUGGCUCUUUGGAUUUCAGUCCACCUCAUCAGCAGCUGGAGGGCAGUACCAUGGCCUUGUCCUCUCAGCAGCCUUCAAGGCUACAUGUACAUAACCCUAAAGCAAACCCUAAAGUGCCCGACUAAGUCUUGGUUUUCCAGUAAUCUCCUUAAGGGGAAGAACAGUGGAAACCCCAGCUACAAGUACUUCCCAAAUUUAGAUUAGGUGACAGAUGAGAAUAAAUUAAGGAUAAUACAUAAGAUGUUGAGGAAUGGUAGUGGGUAGUCAGGGCAACUCUUGUUUCCUAAUCAAAGCAGGGUCUAAGUGGUAUCCCUCAAGUCUUGAAGGCCAUUGAAAUGUCAUUAUUCCCCUAAAACUACUUUCAAUUCUUCCAACUCCUUCUGGAAAGCUGAAUCCUAGGAAGAAAAAGAAAAAUCUAGUACUCAAAACCUGAGCUAAACUUUUUCCAAACCACUGAUCCCCCUUUGCGUCCCUCUUUGAGGUCUGCUAUCUGUAGUUCUUUACUGUCCCAGAUAGCCUGGGGCUUAUGAACUCUGUCUUCUCCCCUGGUGAAAGGUAUAUGAAGGGGGAUCCAGGGGAAUAAGACCUCAGAGGAAAAUAAGCUUUGUUGAAAAUGUCACAUGACGACUCAAUGGUACAGCCCAGUACUUCAAAAGCUCUUUAACAGAAUUACCUCAUUAGUGACAUCUGGCAGCUCCAGGGCCAAUUUCAUCCACCUUCUAGCUUCAGAGUUUUUUCCUAAUUCUCUAUAGCACUAACAAGAAAUAGCAAUGAAACCUGGGAGAAAUAACACCAGGGCACUAGAAGGGCAUGAGUAUAUGUGCUUUUGAGAGUUCUGAGGGAGUGGGAUGGAUGCAGCAGUGGUGCAGCCCUUGCCUAACCGCACACAGUGCUAGAUUUGUUCCCCACCAUCAAGAACAAAAAGAAUAGUUUCCAGAAAUAGGGGAUGUCCAUCAGUGCUGGGCUGACUACCCAGCAUGCACAACGCAUUGGGUUCAAUUCCCAGUAUGCAUGCACCCACUCCAAAAUUCCCAUAAAUACUGUUGGGAUCUCUGUUGAAAUUGGUGCGUUUACCUUGGAAAUGUACACCCUUCCUGCUUUGGAAAAUCCUGGCUGUAAUUCUUCAGCCUGGAAAAGGGAGAAAAGCAUUUAACUAAGAGGCUCCCAAAUUCAGGUCAUACAUUCUCCCAGUGGCUGAUUUUCCUCACAGAACAAACAAAAUUGCCCCAUUUCACAAUCCCCUCCCAUUAGGGGUUAAUAAUAAACAAGGUUACCUCAGCAUUUCUGCACUUCCCUUCCCUUUCCUGAUACCUUUAGGAAGCUUUGGAGAGCAUCCUGCACAGUAGCACUGGGAAUGCUUUUGAACAAAGCUGUAGCUGUUUUUCCUUCUAGCCAGCCCAGGUGAGAGACCUGCCACCAAAAGAUCAGGAUAGAAAAAGGUUUUAAGAAAUAUCUUGCAGAAUACUGAAUAUUCUAUAGUGCAGACAGGGCCAGCCACUAAUGAGACAGACAUUCAGAGGAAAUAGGACCUGCACCAGAGCAGGCUAAGGAAGCUGAGGAUCUUGGUCAAUGUUACAGGACACUUAGGACCCUUUUUGUCAGGCCUUGGAACACCUCACCUGGUAGCACCACCUGCCAAGAAGAAAGUGAGCCUUAGGGUUUUCUGGCUGAAGAGCAAUGGCUUUGUCCACAUGUUCCUAAGGGGAAAAUAUAAACCAAAUCAGACCACAGUUGCUCAGGGAAAAGCAGCAGUAAGGCAUGGAGGCUGUGGGAAUGCCCUUCUAAGGGAGCUGGUGCAUGCCUGUAUUCCCAGCAAUUGAGAGGCUGAGGCAGGAGGAUAUGUGAGUUUGAGGCCAGCCUAAACUACAUAGCAAGACCCUAUCUCAAACAAAACAAAAAAAACUGAGCUAAGGGACCAGGCAAAGCAGGAGCUCUGGACUAACCUAGAGCAAGGAAAGGAGAAAAAGCUGAUUCUCACCUUGAAGCUAAAGCCAAUCUGGAUGCGCUUCUGGAUGCCCUCAUUCUCAGCCACUUGACCACAAAGCACUGCAUACCUAAAGGGGAAGCAGCAGCAAGCUCAGGGACAGGGCUGGGUACUGUGGCUGAGAACAGGUCCCUACCCACAACCCAGCUGCAGUGUCCACUUCUACCUUUAACCAUUGCUGAAAAUACAUUUUCACCUGUAUAUAAUUGCUCACAGAUCUGCAAACAAUAUAGGCGUCAAAUUCUCCAAAGUAUUCUGUGGAUAAAAAAUGAGCUCCCCCCAUAUACAGUAAAACUCGCAGAUACAUUUAAAAAUACUUAGUUAAGAUUUCAGUCAACCUCCAAGUUUCCUUUUCUGGGUUAGAGUGCAGCCACAUGUACCAUAAGAACUUGGAAAACUGGGCUGAUGGGAAGCUCAGUGAUGGAGUGCCUACCUGGCAUGAGCGAAGCCUUGAGUUCAACAUCCAGUUUGGGGGGGGGGGGUAAAAAGUGAGUGUUCUGAUAAUUAGCAUCAAGCUGAAAGUGGCCUGAGCACACGGACGUCUUAAGAACAGACAUUAAAAGGGUCUUCUUCACCUUUAAAGUACACAGGUAUAUCACUGGGACUUGGGAACUAAUCGAAGAGGAGGAAGGAACUAUUUUAGUCCUCUCCUCCACAUCCUUUCUUCCAGGGGAACCAGUGAGCUAGCUUUCUAUAUUUUUAUCUUUCAUAAAGUCUUAUGGGGGCUGAGAAUGUAGCGCAGUGGUAGAGCACUGCCUGUCAUGUUCAAGUUUGAGACCUUGGGUUAAAACACCAGCAACUACCAAAAAGGGGAAAAAAAAAAAAAAAAAAAAAAAAACCACCAGUAAAAGUCUUCCUGCCUCAGUGUCAUUCCUAGAAAAAGCUGACAAUAAGCACCUAGGGGCUGGGGAUUUGGCUCAGUGGCAUAAGUGCCUGCCUGGCAAACGUGAGGUUGUGAGUUCAAUCCCCAGUACAAAAAAAAAAGCAUCUAGCCAGGCAAACCUAUGUUCAUUUUUCGUGUAUUUGUUUAGUAUUUGAGGGUAGUCCUAUCAGGCACUUUAAGAGGCUGACUUCCAUGUUUAAUCCAGACAGGUACUCCUCAGGGAGACCUAAGAAAGUAUGGACCACAUUUCAUUGUUGGUAUCCCAGGGAAGUGGUGACACCUGAGAAACAGUUACCUGGCCUCUGAGAAGAUACCUUACAGCGACAGAUGGAGAAACACAGCCUCUCACUUAGCUCAGUCUGAGGGCAGAACAAGAGGAAAAGAACAUUUUCACUAAAGCUGAUGUUGGAAUUAGGCCUAGGACAUGAAUUGAUCCUGGCCCAUCUCAUGCAACUUGGCAGAACUCUAGACAUCAGAGUUAUGGUUCUGAUUAUUUUGUAGUGCUGGGGGUGGAAACCAGGACCUCAGGUGGCAAGAGCUCUACCAUUGAGCUACUUCUCCAGCCCAGUAAGCUAGUAAAUUAACCACUGAACUUGCUAGUAAUGAGUGCACAUCUGUUUUUUCAUGCAAACCAAGCAAAGAAGCCAAAGUUGACCACCAGCCAGGGAUAGCAGCUGAAGGAAAGAAAAGCUUGUGCAGGACAGGGGAGCUGUGAGUUGUCCCAGCACCACAGAGUCAAGAACCCGCAAGUCUUAUGGUUAGAAUGACUGGCAGCAGGGCGGACAACAGGGUUUCACUGUAUAGUGCAGGCUGGCCUCAAACUCCCAAGUGCUGGGGUUAUAGGCACGCACUACCACGCCCAAUAAGUUAGGAUGAUUCUGACAAAGAUACUCAUUUCUCCCAGCAGAAAAAGCAAGCUUGUACUCAAUCCCUGUCUCACCCUGCAUCUCCAUCAAAAUCUUAUGUUGACAAGGGAAGGGUAAGGCAUACAAAUAAGAGCUCCCUCUCCUGGUUCCUCUGGCAAAUGCCUCUGACCAAGGCAGAGAGAAGAAAGGCCUCAGCUUCUGCUCUUACUGGCCCCUCCAAUAGCCCUGCAAGGUGUCAUUACCACUGGUGAGAUUCGGCACUCUCAUCCCCCUUCUCCAGAGCAGCCUCUGCUUCUUCUUUUCCUGAAAGACAAAGGCAAAUGUAGAAUUAACAUGCAUUUCUGUGCACACUUCCACAGAAAGGGCCCUGGAAAAUGGUCUUUUGGGCUCAGUAUUCCCUACCUAGCUUGAACUACUUGAGAAGUAGUUUGUGAAUUUGCACAGAAUGAAAAGCAGCAUACAACUUCUCAGAGAUUAUUCCUGCCUCACUUAGGCCACCUGUCUUUCUUGACUCCAGUCUAAAUGACCUUAACUAUGCCACCCUCAGAAGGGACUGAACUGUGAACUAACAUUACAAAUGUUAGAGGUACCCAACAGUAACCAAAUGCUAGGAAUCAUUCCAGUGUUGUAUAAAACUUCAACUAAAUGUAGCUGCAUGUGGGUUUUAUUGGAGAGAAGAGCUCAAGCUUUGGUAUAAAUCUUUUUGGUGGUUUGUUAUUUUUCUUUUUUUGUCUUUUUGAGACAGGGUCUCGCUGUGCAGUUCAGGCUGAUCUCAAACUUGCAAUGAUCCUCCUGCCUCAGCCUCCCAACUGCUGGGAUUAUAGGCAUGAGCCACCACACCCGGCAAAUCUUUUUGUUUUAAAGAAUAAAGUUAAACAGAACAAAACAAAAUCAUAAGAAAAAAAAUUUUUUUAAGGAAACAAUUUUAAGAAACACUGAUUUCAAAGCAAGACCACUGGAGAUCUUCACUAUCAUAUAGUCUUUUGUUUUCUUCCAAAUAGUUGUCCCCAUCUUCACACAGAGUGAAUACAUACUGAACAUUAUAGUACUAAACUAAUCAGAACAGGAUGAUGAAGGCUUUUUUGGCCUUCAAGACCAGACAUUAGGGAAGUCAACAAUGGCUGCCAUAACGUCUCUCGUUCUCUUUGAAGUAGCUGUCCAUAUCUUUACGUAUGCUGAAAUUAAAUGUAAGAGACUAGACUAAUAUCACUCUGAACAGUGAAUAAUAGUAUUGCUAGACUUUAUAUCAUAAUCCUACCUAAUUAGCACUGGGUAUCUUAGUGUCUCUUCUUCAAGGUAUCUGUUCAUUACAUCGUGCAUUAUAUAAUCUGUUCCCAUAAACUGUUUAGAAAUUCUCCACAGGUGUGAAUCUCUACAUGUAUGCCUAUCCUUUCUGUAUUAUAGGGAAAAAGAGGUCAAAACAAGACAACAAAACAAACUCCUAGAAAAACAUGAAAUGAAAAAGACAUAUGAAACCACAAUAUUAGAUGAUCUCCAGUAGUUACUAUGCUGUCUCUUGUUAUUUUCAAUAGAAUUGUCUACAUCAUCAGACAUAAUAUAAUUGAACAUAGCAUUACAUAGCAAUUUUAAUGAAAACAUAACAUUGAAAACAUUGUAGGACUUCAAAAGCAGUUAAUCAAACUGGAAUGGGUAUCUUAAGUUGUCUUCAGAGUAGUUGCCUCUACUCUUAGACUUGAUACUAUCAAGCAUACCAAAUUCAAAUAAGAUCAGUCAUAGUAAGACAAUGUAAGUAAUACAGGGCUUCAGUUUAAGUUAAUUGGGAAUUAAGGAUAGUUACCAUAGUAUAUCCUGCUGUUUUUGGGAUAGCUGUCUGUGUCCUCAAAUCUAAUAUGAGUAGACAGACUGGAACAAAAUAAAAUCAAACUAAACAAAGCGAAAAGACUAAUGGGGCUUUUAAAUCCUGAUACACUAUUAACAAUACCCUCUGCCUUCCUUUUUUAGACCAAGGAGGUCUAAAAAAUUCCUAAAUUCCUCUGCUCUGUUUAAUUCCUAAAUUAAGUUAUAGAUCCUCUUGUUGUCUUCUAGUCCUUGUAUUGUUACUUCCUGAUUCCUUGUUAUUUUUAAGAGGUCUUUUCUUUCCUAAAUUCCUCCCCUUUCCUUUUCUGAGUGCUUCGUAUAUUUUGGGUCCCACUAGCUCCUUUAGUUUUUAGAUUGGGGGGGAGGGGGCAACUAAGUGGUGUUGAACCUUUUUACCUCUAAGCUUGAUCUUGAGCUGUUCCUUUACUUACUAAAGCCUCAAGGUUUUCCUUCCUUAUACCUGAGUAGUUCUCCACUGCACAAAAGUGUCAUGACUUUCCAAACUAUCUGCAGCUACUGGACGAGUUGUCCCUAUUUUUCUCUGGUUCCCUGUCACAUAGAGCAUCAUUUUCUCAUCUUUGACUUUCAGUUUAUUAACCCUCUUUCAGGUUGAGUGUAUUUCCUAUUCAGAGCAUCUCCAUGGAUCCUAUCUCCUGAUUACUCUGCCUGUGUUUCUUUUUGUUAGUAUAUCAAGGCUAUCUAUAUUAGAGAUUAUAGCCUACCUUCUCUGCCUGUCUCUGCUAUUCUAUUUUUCUGCUAUUAUUUGUCCACUUUUCUCCUUCAUUCCACUGUCUGCCCCGUUCAUUGAGGCCUCUCUGCCACUGUUACUGGAAUCCUGGUAUUUUUUAAUCUCUCUGUAGAAUGUCCUUCAGUAUUUUUUGUAGGGUUGGAUUGGUGGCCAUGAACUCCCACAAUUCCUCCUUGUCUUGAAAACAUCUUGUUUCUCCAUUAAUUUUGAGUUUUUCAGAGUACAUCAAUCUGGGUUGGGGGUUAUUUUCUUUCAGGGCUUAGAAUACUUCACUCCAGACUCUUCUUGAUUAGAUAGUGUUAAGAAAUCUGUCGUUUUUUUUGAUGGAUUUUCCUUUAUAGGUAAUCUACUUCUUUUGUCUGACUGCUUUUAAUAUUCUGUUCUUAUGAAUUUCUGGGCUAUUAUAUGCCUGGGUAUAGCUCUAUUUUGGAUCUGGAUAUCAUUUCUUUUUUAUAUGCUUGGGAAGUUUUCCUUAUUUCUGUGAAUAGCCUUUGUAAUUCAUUUGUAGUUACUCCUUUUUCACUCAUUUUUUUAUUAAGUUAUAGAUCCUCUUGUCUUCUAGUCUUUGUAUUAUUACUUCCUGAUUCCUUGUUAUUUUUAAGAGGUCUUUUCUUUCACAAUCACACAUUGUAAAUCUAUCUUCAAAUUUUGAAAGUCUAACUUUAGUUUCUGUCAAGAUUUUUGCCAGCUUUCAAUGGAGUUUUUAAUUUCUUGGUAAUCUCUUUGGAUCUGUUUCAUGUAUUCUAGAUUUUGUUUAUAUUCUUCACCAAAGGUUUCUCUUCUUUUUCUGGGUUCCUCCAUUCUUUCAUCUGUGUCUUCUUGAGAGGGGCUUAGCAUUUCUUUUAUUAAUCUUUUUAUAUCUUGCCUCACUUGUGUUAGAAUUUCAGUUUUAAGUUCGUCUAUGAGGUCACGAAGGUAUUUCUUUAUGUCCACUGAUGUUGUAGCCAAUAUUGCAUGAUUGCUGCAGUGGAUCUCUUCCGUAUUUACCUAUCCUGGACUUAUUUUCCCAUGGUCAGUGGCUGGAGGCUUUUUCUUAUUUUUUUCUCUUGUCAUGUUUCUGGUUUCUUUCAGACAGGCGUAUGGUAGAGAUCUUAGGUCCUCUCCAUAUUGCUUACCAUUUUUCUAAAGUGUGCUGGCUGGUGACUUGCUGCCUUCUCCAGUUUGCUGUUAUUUGGUAUAAAUCUCAAAAAGACCCAUGAGUGCUAUUGUGGCUCUAAGCCAAAACUCCCCAAUCAUAACUCCCCAACUCCAUGUCUACUCCUCAAGGCCAUGUUGAGAGUCAAACCCAGUCUUAUGUGCAACUAUUCUACAACUGAGCUGCUCCCCCAGCUCACAUCAGAACCCUCUAACAAGAGCAAGAUGGACUAAGAUCCGGAGGAGGCUUUUGCUCUCAGUCUUUUUAAAUUUUAUUUUUUUACUAUACUGAUCGCACUCAGUAUGAAGAAUUGAUACUUGUAUAUACACAUCUUUAUUCUAUUUUUUCCCUCUGUUUUUUCCAAGUAUUUUGUCAGUGUUUGAGGGUUUGUUUUGUUUGUGGGUAGUGAGAAUCAAACUCAGGGCCCUGGGCUUACCAGGCAGGCACUGCACCACUGAGCUAUGUCUCCAGUUCUUGCUCAGUCUUAUCUAGUUUUCUAGGCACUAAGACUUGCAAGGAAACAGGAACACAUGCAAAGUCCUCACAGGGUUCCUGUUAUGGUUGGUACAUGGUGUCAACAUGAGAAGUUUAGAAAUUUAAUUAAGUAGUUCAGCAGAGGUCCAACAUCCUUACUUUGUAACACCCUCAGCCUGUGCAAGAGGGGGACAUGCAGAUGGGGUGCCUGCCCAAGGAAAGGAGAGGGUAGCCUGCUUACAAUAUAAGAAAGGAAAAGAGGCUUGUUUUCCCCGCUUUUUGCUCUGGCUGCUUUUGCUGGCUGCUGCCGUAGUGUUGGCCCUGUGCCAUGCCACCCUGCCUUGGAGCCAGGUGAUUAUGGACUGAAACCUCAACAGUAAGCUAAAUAAAUCUUUCCUUCCUUCAUUUUGGGUGUUGGGUAUUUUGUCCCAGUAACAAGAGAAAAGUAACCAAGACAGAUUCCUUAGAGCAGCAGUGGUGGUGAACCUAUGGCACAGGCAUUUUCUUUUAAGACAAAAGAUGUUAAUGUAUGAGUUAUUUUUUAGUAAACUAAAACCUCAGUAUCUAGGUUUAAUUCCAGUGCUGGCAUUUUGUGAUAAAUGAGUUUUUGGUUGUCAUUUGGGCAUUCAGUCUCUAAAAGAGUCACCAUCACUGCACUAGAGUAUCAAGCUGGUGACAGCCUCUACACCUCCAGACCGUUAAUCGUGUCUGUGCACAAAACAAAACAUGUUGAUUAAAACUAGGGGGGUUGGAAAGGAACGUGGAGAACAUAGAACAAAUGUAAUAUGUUGAGGUUGUAAUAUGUAGGCUAUCUAAUAAGGGAUGCUACAUUUCAAAUGUAUUUCUCUUUGCCCUCUCCAACACACUUCUUUUGUGGUGGAAGUAAUUGAUAGGUUCUUCUAGCCCGAGGGUUAGCCAUCUGUAAUAUGACAUUCACCCAACUUGGUACCAGACCCAGAGAAGCAACUUAUCUCUCCUAGAGUAAUUUCUACAUUCGCCUUCUCAUUCCAGAGAUUAAACCUCCUGAUCCCUUUGUGCACAUGUGUGGAGCCCUCUCCAUCCCAGAACUCCACAACCACCCAAGUGUUCCACCCACAGCCCCCAGUAAUGUUUCCUGUUUUGUACAGACAGAUGAUCUUUCAAAUCAGCUGUUAACGUUUUGCCCAUGUCCCAAACUCCUCCCCCAGCCAGACCUGAAAAAAGUAGCUUCACUUCUUUGUUCUGGCUGAGAGCUCCUACACCCCUUAGCAGCUCUCCUGUGCCCACAUUAAAGACCUUUCUACCCUU
Messenger RNA from Cavia porcellus (domestic guinea pig), 12956 nucleotides. RefSeq names its product RAD51 recombinase (gene Rad51). Gene Ontology annotation, cellular component: condensed nuclear chromosome. Gene Ontology annotation, molecular function: single-stranded DNA binding; ATP binding; ATP-dependent DNA damage sensor activity. The transcript is spliced from 10 exons. Bases 466 to 1485 code for a protein of 339 amino acids. NCBI's taxonomy places the organism in Eukaryota, Metazoa, Chordata, Mammalia, Rodentia, Caviidae. Gene Ontology annotation, biological process: mitotic recombination; double-strand break repair via homologous recombination; DNA recombinase assembly. The record is from RefSeq and is a predicted model, not a curated record.